This is a messenger RNA of Nicotiana attenuata, 911 nucleotides long. Its product is annotated as CASP-like protein 1F1. The transcript has 3 exons. The record is from RefSeq and is a predicted model, not a curated record. NCBI's taxonomy places the organism in Eukaryota, Viridiplantae, Streptophyta, Magnoliopsida, Solanales, Solanaceae. Bases 101 to 646 code for a protein of 181 amino acids.
ACCACAACCAACAUCUACUAUUCCACUACAAUUCUCCAUAUUUGCUCAUUUUCUUCUUCUUCUUCUUUGCAUUUUCAGUAGGAACAGACUCAAACAAAAGAUGAAUAGCUUUGGAACCAAAACUAUAGAAAGCCCACAUAUGAUAUCUGACAAAUGCUUCAUUAGAACCCAGAUUUUGUUGAGGGUUUUGGCCGCUGCAUUCACAUUGGCUGCUGCUUGCUCAAUGUUUACCAGCAAGGAAACUGUCCAUGUUUUUAAUACUGAGAUGGAUGCUCGCUAUAGCUAUUCUUCAGCUCUCAAGUUUUUUGCCUAUGCAAAUAUUAUUGGAUGUGCCUUCUCUAUUUUGUCACUGUUUCUUGUUUCCAUCUUUUCUCGUAAGGGUCUUCACCCAAAGAACUAUUUUUACGUGUUCCUCCAUGAUAUGAUUUUGAUGGCACUAUUGCUGGCUGGAACUGCAGCAGCAACUACAAUUGGAUUUGUGGGAAAAUAUGGAGAAAAUCAGUCAGGGUGGAUGCCAAUUUGUGAUUCUGUUCCCAAAUUUUGUCAUAAAGUUAUAAAGAGUAUUAUAUUCGGUUUUCUUGGGGUUAUUUUCUACCUGUGCCUCACUAUCAUCUCGGCAAAUCAAUCUAGAAAAAUCCAAGUUUGAAAUGUCCAUGUACCAGUCCCAAGAAAAAGAAAAAAAAGUGACAAAGUUUAUAACAGCAGUAGUGGUGUAUUUAAGGAAAUAGUUCUAUUUAGCAUCGAUAUAUAUCUUGCGCAAAAAAAUCUUAGGUAAUAUUUGUUUAAUGCAGUAAUAAAGUUUUAUGGUUGAAGAUUGUACGAUUUUCGGUGGAAUCAUUAAUGACUUGUAUUUACUUCUAUGGAAUUGUCAAAACUGAUAUACUGAGAGAGUAAUUGAAUAUUUGCAGCUA